This is a messenger RNA of Crotalus tigris (Tiger rattlesnake), 1879 nucleotides long. RefSeq names its product olfactory receptor 1020-like. The transcript has 2 exons. Gene Ontology annotation, molecular function: odorant binding; G protein-coupled receptor activity; olfactory receptor activity. NCBI's taxonomy places the organism in Eukaryota, Metazoa, Chordata, Lepidosauria, Squamata, Viperidae. Gene Ontology annotation, biological process: sensory perception of smell; G protein-coupled receptor signaling pathway. The record is from RefSeq and is a predicted model, not a curated record. Gene Ontology annotation, cellular component: membrane. Bases 75 to 1010 code for a protein of 311 amino acids.
AGCAGUUCUAUCCCAAUGUUUCAUCUUGCAUCUUUGGAAAUGGAAUCUUGAUUCUGAUCUGAGGGAGAUAAACAAUGCAAACAAAUCAAACCACUGUGACUGAGUUCAUCCUUGUUGGAUUCAUGGACCAUCCAGAGCUUCAAAUCCCCCUCUUCAUCAUCUUUCUGCUCAUCUAUCUCAUCACACUGGUGGGAAACAUUGGGAUAAUCAUUUUAACAAAAAUUGAUGCUAGGCUUCACACUCCCAUGUACUUUUUUCUUAGAAAUCUAUCUAUUAUAGAUCUUGGUCUUUCUACCACCAUUGCCCCUAAAUUGUUGACAACAUUUAUGAUAGAACAUUCAACAAUUUCCUUCACAGGAUGCACCACACAAUUCUUCUUUUUUGUCGUCUUUGUGACCACUGAAGGUUGCCUUCUGGCUGUGAUGGCGUAUGAUCGCUUCACAGCAAUCUGCAAUCCAUUGCUGUAUUUUCUUAUCAUGUCAAAGAAGCUUUGCAUCCUCUUAGUCAUAGCUGCCUUUGCUUGUGGCUUUGCAAGUUCAACAGUACACACUAUAGUUAUUUUUAACUUGAAUUUCUGCAGCUCAAAUACAAUUAAUCAUUUCUUCUGCGAUGUUCCUCCAAUGCUUCAAUUGUCCUGUUCAGAUAUCCACAUUGUUCACUUUGUGCAUUUUGUUAUAUCCACUGCAAUUGCACUGACAACUUUUCUGACUGUUUUGAUUUCCUACAUUGCCAUUGUUAUUGCCAUCCUGAAGAUCAGCUCUGCCCAGGGAAGAUACAAAGCCUUCUCCACCUGUGCCUCCCAUCUCACCACUGUGAUCAUUUUCUUUGGAACCAUCAUCUUCAUGUACAUACGACCUGGCUCCAAUUUCUCAUUGGAUAAAGACAAAAUCAUAUCCGUCUUUUACACUCUUGUCAUCUCCUCAGUUAAUCCACUUAUCUACAGUCUGCGGAACAGGGAGGUAAAGGAUGCUCUUAGCAAAAUGCUAAACAAAAUAAUAUUCCUCAAGUAAAAAAUGGUAUAAAUGUGAUUUCCUUCAUGUCAUACCCCCCUACUUUCUAUGAGAAAAAUACUAUUGUUUACUUGAUAAUAUUUUGAGCAGUUGAGGAAAGACUUGAAAUUUCAUAUAGGUUAUCCAAAUGUUAAAUAAAUGUAAGGGAAAAAUGAAAGAACAGUGCAUUUUUAAAUUGACCUUUAAGAAGAAGAAUUGUUUUUAUUAAUAAAAGCAAAUAAUAUUAUGUUUGAAUGUUUCUUCCUCUGUAAAUAGAUGUACAUUAUAGACAGAAACAGUAAACUACAGAAGAGUGAGUCAAAGUUGACUAUUGAUUAUAAAAGAAAGUUUAGAUGGAAUCUGCAGUUCCAUGUAAUUCAGAUGUAAAAUUUGUUAUUAUUUUAUUGGCAUUGAAGUGGAUGUAACUGAUAGAAUGUCUAUGUCAAAUAAUUGGUAAAAUGCAACAUGUAUGUUCAGUUUUGCUUAAUCACCCUUCAGUCAAUUUUAACAACAUUCCUUCAAAGGACCUUAUAACGAAAAUGGGAAAUGGUCACAAAGUAACAAUAUCAAGGCAGAAUGCUAUUUUUAAGGGUCUUUGAAUUAAAAAUUUGAUGGGGAAAGCAAAACUCUUGCCAAUUACAAACACAAUAGAUUGCCACUAGCAAUAUGUAUUAAUCUUAAAAAGUUGACUUGAAAGCUUUUUUCAAACUAAAGCCCUCCUAAAGGUAAGCAGAAAGAGAAUGCCUUUUUCUCUCUGUUCUCCAUCCUUGCCCCAUUUUCUUCACCUCAAAAUUAUCUUUCUGAAACUACUUUUUAUCUCCAAAAAGGAGAGAUGUGGGCUACAAGGAGAGAUAAUAGAGGUGGAAAGAAUCAGUAUAAAUAGGUUUCAU